CAUGAGGAAGUGAAGUGGAAGGAGUGUUGGCUGCAUGGGGAAGUGAAGUGGAAGGAGUGUUGGCUGCAUGGGGAAGUGAAGUGGAAGGAGUGUUGGCUGCAUGGGGAAGUGAAGUAGAAGGAGUGUUGGCUGCAUGGGGAAGUGAAGUGGAAGGAGUGUUGGCUGCAUGAGGAAGUGAAGUGGAAGGAGUGUUGGCUGCAUGGGGAAGUGAAGUGGAAGGAGUGUUGGCUGCAUGGGGAAGUGAAGUGGAAGGAGUGUUGGCUGCAUGGGGAAGUGAAGUGGAAGGAGUGUUGGCUGCAUGGGGAAGUGAAGUGGAAGGAGUGUUGGCUGCAUGAGGAAGUGAAGUGGAAGGAGUGUUGGCUGCAUGAGGAAGUGAAGUGGAAGGAGUGUUGGCUGCAUGAGGAAGUGAAGUGGAAGGAGUGUUGGCUGCAUGAGGAAGUGAAGUGGAAGGAGUGUUGGCUGCAUGAGGAAGUGAAGUGGAAGGAGUGUUGGCUGCAUGGGGAAGUGAAGUGGAAGGGAAUGUCUCCACCUGCUGGGGAACAGGGAGGAGAGCUGUCUUCACUUCAAGGACCUUUUUUCUUGAAGCUGUCUCCUACUGCUGGUGUGACAAGAGAGAGGUUUGUCAGCUUAUAUAGCUGAGCGCUGCAUCUUCAUCUGUUCAGCUGUCUCAUUGGUUCUCAACCAGAGUUUUUUUUCUUCUGUGGAUUCUUCGUCUUGGAAAUUUUUUUAUCAUAUUUUGUCAGAAAGCCGUCUCUUCGGUUCAUCAAGUGCUGAUGUCUCACUCUUCAGGUGCUGUUCUGCCUUGACUCGGCAAGUUGCCUGGCAACUUGUUUUCAUAUGUCAAGCUUUUGUCAAAUUUUGACCUCUUAUGGGUUUUGUAGUAGGGCGGCUUUGGGCGACGAUACAAAAAGGUACUAUCUGUCAGCACAUUAGCUAUCCACUUCGUUCAACACCCAGUGCUGUUUGCUGAAACCCAUGUUAAGUUCACCUAAAAUAUCUCAGGGACCAAUCAGAAUCCCACAUUUUUCUGUGCCCAGCAUCACGUGAUUGCAUGGCAAAUGGAUGGAGCACAUUGAGUGAGAAUGGAAUUCCCUUUCUCUUCAGUAUCGACGUCCUUCAGUUGUUUGUGAAAUAGAAGCAUUCUUCAAAUUGAGCACAACAGUAUGAAUGUAAGACCAUGUGACAAAAUACAAACCACCAUACGGGAAAUGGAAGAAGGAGAGAAAUCAGAGUGGUGUCAUCAGAUCCAGUUGUGGUUGUAUCGAUCUGUGUGUCUUGAAGACGCCGCACACAAUAAGGUGAUGACAGUAUCACAGGUUCAUUGAUGUUGUCCAGACAUUCAUCUCCAGAGGUCCACGUGAUCUCAGACAGACAUUUUCCCAAGAGAUGCGGUGUUACCCAAGAUUUAGUGGACCAUAGACACUCCAUUCGAAUGAAUGGAUGAACAACCUCGCAUUUGAUUACAACAAUGUUAUCCACUGGGUCAAAUGCUCACUGUGAAUAAAAGCAUCUGCUAAAAAGCAUAUUUUACUUUUUAAUGAGGAAAACCUAGACCAGCAGGUAAGGAGAGUAGGGCAGAGUCCUAGCCUGGGAACCAGACCAAUCAGGAAGCUCAUGGUUCAUUUGCUGAGGUCAAUGUCCGUCCGUCCUUUCAUUCCAUAGGAUUCCCCUCCGGCAUAAAUAUCGCCUAUCCAAUUACAACCGUUUGACAGGGGGUGGGUUUAAUAUGAGGACAGUACAGAGGAAGGCCGUUGAGGCAUUUUUGAAAAAAGAAAAAAAAACUAGAUGGCGUUUUGUUGCUCUGAUUGGUUGCAUCUCUACUAAUUGCUCCCAAAUGCUUUUUGGUCUGUUCCUGUUGAUAACUCCCCUUCAAACACAGUUUCAACUUGUAUUUCAAAGAAUAUACAUAAAAUCACAUUUAGACAAAUUUCAUUCAAGCCAGACUGCCAUUGCCUAAAUGUUCACUUCAAACAAGCACCAAUACAGCUCUUGGCUUCCAUGCACAACAUCCCAUUAACGAGAGCUUACGCUCAUCAGAACCACAUAUGAGGGAGGAAGUGAAGAGGAGGCGCAAGAUGGGGUCACUUACACACGCAGGUUGACUCAUCCCUUCAUACACCGCGCCCAGUCUGAGAGGCAGACCAAAGGAAAAGAUAUAGAGGGGAGGAGAAGGUGAAGAGAGGCAGACUAAUGUGUGAACUGGAGGAAGAGAGAGAGACAGAGAGAGAAAGACAGACAGAGAGACAGACAGAUAGACAGACAGGAAGAGAGAGUGAGAGAGAGAUGACUUGUAGAAAAAGAUGAAGAGGGACAAAAGGGCUUUGUAAUGGAAACACUUUGUGCCAUCGCCACUGUGGUCUGUGGUCCCGGAUCCUUCUAGUUGGAUCGGAAGAAGAGACACUGGCUCUUCACAUGUCUUCCAGUCUUUGUUAUUAUAAUGCUCUCUUCUGCUGUGAGGGGAGAGAGGUAGAGACACGCAGAUAUGAAAUGGGAGGAUGAAAAAGGAACGAGUGUGAAUGUGAGGGAAGGGAGGGAGUGAGCGGGGUUGCACUGCCUGUUUCUUAUUGGCUGGUUAUGACGACAUGCUCCCCUGAGGCUCCCUCGACCCCUCCCCUUUCACUCUCUUGCCGUCUCUCGUUCGCUCUCGCUCUCCACCACUCCCUAGUGUCUCCCCCUGUGCACUUGUCUGUCAAGCCGAUGCCAUUUGGAGCGCGCACGCACGCACCGUAGCAGUAGCAUCAGCUAGCGUUUAGCAUUUAGCAACGGUGCAAAAACAAGAGAAAGAGAGGUUGAGGGAGGGCGUUGCAAUUUUUUUUCCAAGGGAUGUCUAGCUCAAGCGGAUCUGCACAGCCAGUCCCCAGACCCCUCUCCUCCUCCUGUGUCCCUUACUCCGUUUCUUCUCUUCUUUUCUUCUAGCAGUGGACGCUCCCUCCCUCCCUUCCUGCUGCAUGCUCGUUCUGUCUCCCACCUUCACAUCCACCUCUCUCUUUUCGUGUGUGUGUGCGUGCUCUGCUGUGGACUGCCCAGCCCCUGAACUCUGCGAGGGGGAGCUCGCCAGGAGAGCGGCAAUGGCAGUUAGCCGUUAGCAUCACAAGCCCCUUCAGUUUGGAGGACCACCCAACAGAGGAGAAGGAGAGAGAGGAAGGGAGGGUUGGGACUCCGCAGUGGUCUCUUCACCUGCCUUGCCAAGCCACGACACAAACGCACGCUUCAGAGACCCCCCCCCUGCGUCUCUCCUGUCUGCGUUGGGAACCCCCGUCUCAUCAAAUUUGACUUCUUCUUUCGAGGACCAGACCCCCAGGACCGGACCUAUUUACUGGACGUCUGCUUGAAGCAGCCACGGUUCUCUCCAAGGCUAAUUGCCCCAUGUUGUCUUGUGCUUGACUGGGCAAGUGUUUGGGGGUGCUCCUGGGAAGGAGGUGGAAGAUACAGACUGAAACUCUCUCUCACAUUUAAAGGCGCCAUCUGUCUGACUGGUUGUCCUGCUCCGGCCAUGGCUGUUUGUCGUUCGCCCUGGCUCUGUGUCGCCAGCCUGGGAGGCCAGGGAGCCGUUCACGACGCCACGCUCACACGCCACAUCCGGCCAAUCAGCCUGGGUCUCUGAGACAGAACAGUUCAGAAAACUCUCCUCUGUGUGAGGACUCUCUGCUGUAGUGGGUUGUAGAGAACAACCAUUUCGGGAAGGACACCCUUGUUGGUUUAAGUUUUUAAAGCCAACUGUCAGUGACAUCGAUGAUUAUCACCGAUAUAUAAAAGUGUGUUUUUGUUGUUUUGCUUCGAUGGCUCCUCGUUGAGAGGUCUUCAGUGUUUGACGGGGUUUUUUCUCGCUCUCUCUUUCUCUCUCUCUGAAGAAGAAAGAGGAGGAAGAGGAAGAGGAUAAAUGAUUUUAUACUUGUCUGUCACCUGCCUAAACCCCAACCCAGUGUGCCGGGUGGAUUUCGUUGCUAGGCAACAGUGUGCCAGCGUACAAUCUUUGGGGAAGAAAAGGCUUUGUGAAGGAAGAUGAGUGUGAAGAGCUUGUGGACCGUGUUCCUGAUCUAAACGGGGAAAGCUCCGGAUCAUCACACUAUGCUAGCAGCAGUGCCUGUAGCACUCCAUUUUAUGACUGUUGUCUCAUCAAGCCAAUGGGCAGUUUGGGGCCUCUGACAGUGGAUGAAGCUGCAUGGACCUGAAGCUCUCACUGUUAUUGAAAUCUCUGUGGUGCUCUAAUGAACUGGAUCAAUUGUGCCCUGGGCUGACGUUCAGCCGGUUUUCUGCUGAGUUUGUACAAUCCAGUCGACCGCAUCUUGUUCUGUUCUCCGUCCCCUUGCCUCACCGCGUUGUGAGACUGCCCAAUGAGGAUAUAUCGACUACCUCUCCGUAAAGGUCAGCCCCGUUGUUCAUCGACACUUGGCCGGCUGUGCUAAGCGACUCAAAGGAGGGAGGCGACGAAACAAAUCCCUGGACCUGACCCACGUAGCUCAAACUUGGACUCUGGUGGGACCGGUCGAGGGGGGGGGGGGCUGUUUGACGACACGCUGGAGUCACCCGCCACCCUGGCCCCUCUGAGGGACUCUCCCUCUCCGACGCCCUCCUCCCCCCAUGCCCCUCCCCCGCUGCCCUGCCUGGACCCGCAGCUGGCCCCCAUGGCGGUGCACGGGGCAGCAGAGGAGGCGGGCAGCCCGGGGGAGGAGAAGGCCGGGCAGGCAGACUCGGUCUGCAAGGUGAUGGGGAUGCUGGGAAUGGGACACCGCCUCUUCGUACCACGGCUGCUGGCGACAUCCAAAGAAGACCUACUCCAGGCAGACUUCGAAGGGGCUCUCAAGUUCUUCAGGGUCCAGCUGCCUAAACGCUACCGGGCAGCCGAGAAUGCCCGCAGGCUGAUGGAACAAGCCUGCAACAUUAAGGUGCCCACCAAGAAGCUGAAGAAGUUUGAGAAGGAGUACCUGUCCUUCAGGGAGAGCCAGCUCCAGCAGGAGGACCCUAUCGACCGAUACCAGAGGGAGAACCGUCGCCUACAGGAGGCCAGCAUGCGUCUCGAGCAGGAGAACGAUGACCUGGCCCACGAGCUGGUCACCAGUAAGAUCGCCCUCCGCAACGACCUGGACCAGGCGGAGGACAAGGCGGACGUGUUGAACAAGGAGCUGCUGAACACCAAGCAGCGCCUGGUGGAGACGGAGGAGGAGAAGAGGAGGCAGGAAGAGGAGACGGCACAGCUGAAGGAAGUGUUCAGGAGGGAGCUGGAGAAGGCCGAGUCCGAGAUCAAGAAAACCACAGCCAUCAUCGCCGAAUACAAACAGAUCUGCUCUCAGCUGAGCAGCCGGUUAGAGAAACAGCAGGCAGCCACCAAGGAGGAGCUGGACAUAGUCAAGAGUAAGGUGAUGGCGUGCGAGCGUUGCCGGGAGGUGUUCAGUAAAGAAGGGCCCCUCCAGAUGCCUCCGCCCAGCAGGGACUGCGGGCCCGGCGAUCAGGACGAGGAGAAGGACUCUCUGAAGAGCCAGCUGAGGGAGAUGGAGCUGGAGCUGGCCCAGACCAAGCUGCAGCUGGUGGAGGCCAAGUGCAAGAUCCAGGAGCUGGAACACCAGCGGGGGGUCCUGAUGAAUGAGAUCCAAGCAGCCAAAAACUCCUGGUUCAGCAAGACCCUGGGCUCCCUGAAGAGCUCCGGCAGCUCCCAGUCCUCCCAGCCGCCCUCCUCCCCUAAGGAAGGGCCCCAGUGAGGCCCGGCCCCAGAACUGACAGAGGUGUAGAGGGCACCAUGCACAUGAGAGCCCUGUGAACACGAGCUGAGGAACGCCUACAAUGAUGCAGUAUCCUCUUUCCAAACAAAGGGGGGGGGGGGGGGGCAGUGAACACAGGAAGUGCUGCUGCUUGAUUCCUGUCAGGAGGGGGGAGCACAGAACCACGCUUUCACUGUCCAUCCCAAACCUGCCCCUCUCACAAGCCAUCUCCAGACAUUCGCCUCUACUGGUGGAGAUGUGGAAAAGGUGUUUAUCGCAGGGUCAUUUGCAUACCACCCCGGCUGCUACGGCACUUAAUGGGUCCAGUGCUUCAUGUACAUAUACACAUUAUAUUAUGUUGGCCUGGGUAUAGCGUGGACCUAAAACAAACCUUGCAUCGUUAAAGCAGAUUAGAAAUCUCACCUCCAGGGGGCGAUAUUUCCUCCCCCGCUGCUGUGGAGUAAUGGCUUACAAGCAUGGUAGGCAUUGCUUUUAAGGCCCUACAGUAAUUUGCUGGGUAGAGAUCAAAACACCUUGGGUCUGCUUGAUAGUGAAACAGUUACUGGCAAAAAUCCAUUGUAAUGGAUGCUGUUUCAACUACCGGAAACAUCUUCAGUGUAGUUUGUGUAGCAGCUUUGCGGAAGGGGAUACUGCAUUUAGAAUCAAAUACAAUACAUCUUUAUAGUGAUAUUAAGUAACCAAUGUUGUUAUAUAAAUAUGUAUAACUAAUUAUUGAUCAUUUUUAAUCUUGUACAGUUCUGUAGAGGAAGUUCUUUGUUAAUUCUUUUUUUUUUUUUUUACUGUUUGAAAAGUGAAUGUUUUUAAUGUGGAUGUGAUGAAGCACAGUGUGUCAGGUCUGAACACAGAGCGCCAAAGUGACAUUCCCUCCUCAAUCAGAUCCCGCUUCCUCCAGCAGCGUUUCUGAAACUGCCAUAGUGCACACAGAAACACUUUGACAGACAAAAAUGCGAAAGCUUCGUCAGAAUCUGAUACUGCUUUGAUGCCUCUCUCAACUCAUGCCGUCGAUAUUCAGCUUCUAGUCUCAGAUAGGAUCUUUAAUUCGAGGCAUAUGAGUGGUCAUAACCCUAGACUUAAAGGAGGGUGUAUAAUCUAGCAUGCUACUCCCACCUCAUACGUGAGAACCCCUCUCUGCCACAGCACACUUAGUGACCCAGUGUAGCUGAACUUAACACACAGCCGCAAACAACCCACGACCUGUAGAAAUCAAAGCGCUUUUACAGAAUGGCACAAUGCAAUAUCCCUUACCUACAGAGACGUGGGUGAGUGACAACAGAAAUUAUACCAUUCCAAAUAUUUGCUUAAUGGGUAUUAUGUGAAUUGGCCUUUGAUCAAAAGUACACGUUUUAAAGCCAAGUCCAACCCGUUUAUGGAGGGGGUGAUGUAAAUGCACGUGUUUACACUGGAGGCCUGGGGACACAGCUCAUAGCUGCAAUACAUGUGCCAAGAAUACUGCUCUGACCUAUGUCCUGCUCCAUACCCUGUACCUGUGCAGGAAAUCCCCCAUUGGACAUGUGUGUGUGUUUGUCCUGCACUAAAACCUGAUUGUUUUACAGUUUAAAUGGCUUUCUCAAUUUGCUGCCUUGUUUUAGUUGUUUUACUGUUCUCAUCUAAGCCCAGUUGACAGAAUGAAGGAAGCCAUUUCAAAAUGCUUUGUACUUAGUUGGAGGAUCUUUCGCUGUGCCAAGACCAAAGUCUCAAGUCUAUCAGAUGGCAGUUGGUAAGAAAGUAGGAUUCUGGGGCCCAUCCCAAUUCUCUCACCACACUUCCUUGUCCCUGUUUACUUUGUCAACCACUGAGCUUGACAGAUGUGCAAUAUGAAGCCUGUGCAGGCCUUGGAUAUAACAGAUAUUGCUAUCAAAUCAGUUGUUGUUAUCUAGGAAAGAAAAGGACAGGAGAAGGGUUGGACAGGAUUUGAGACAGGCAUGUUUUUGGUGUGCUCUAAUGGAGCAGCCAGCUAAGUGUAUCUAACACGUCAGCGAUCAGUUGACGUCAAAGUGCUUGAGUCUGUCAUUUUAAGUUUAACCUUAACGCUCGAAAGCCUGUGUCUUUUACCUACACUAACAUUGCAUACGUAUUUUAAACACUAUUUGAAAUGUUAAUUUGUUCUUCCAAGUUAUCGGUGAGAACAAAAUCCUACAAUUAAUAAUGUUGUUACUUUUUUCCUGUUGAACUCAGCUGCCAAAUCAUAAUCUGCCUAGAUACCAGUAAUGUACAACAAAUGCAAUGACAUUUGUUUUCCUAGACAUCACGCAGUUAGGAUGCCCACUGACCGCUUGUGGUUUCAUUUUAAGUUAUCAGCCAUUUCUCUUGUCAUGUACAUUAUAGCCGUAAUUUUACUCCAGUUGUAUUUUCUGUACAGUAACUGUACUGUCUGGCUAACUGUACAUUAAUAAAGUUUCCGUUUCUCUGUC
Hypomesus transpacificus is the source of this 8128-nucleotide messenger RNA. RefSeq names its product RAB GTPase activating protein 1-like (gene rabgap1l). Bases 4626 to 5696 code for a protein of 356 amino acids. The record is from RefSeq and is a predicted model, not a curated record. The transcript has 9 exons. NCBI's taxonomy places the organism in Eukaryota, Metazoa, Chordata, Actinopteri, Osmeriformes, Osmeridae.